Messenger RNA from Impatiens glandulifera, 1027 nucleotides. RefSeq lists its product as uncharacterized. The coding region runs from base 44 to 850 and encodes 268 amino acids. Lineage: Eukaryota; Viridiplantae; Streptophyta; Magnoliopsida; Ericales; Balsaminaceae. The transcript has 2 exons. The record is from RefSeq and is a predicted model, not a curated record.
CCACAUUCUGAUCAGAUUUGAGAAAGAAUAGAGAUCCAUAGAAAUGGAAGCAAAACCACCGGAGGAGGCGAUGUCGCCGGAAAGCGGAAGAGAAGCUCGUCGGAAAAGAAUCUUAGGUAGAGAAGCCGAUCGAUUGGCCCUCAUCACCGGCCGAAUUUCAAAUCUAUCUCCCAAUUCUCCAUAUUCAUCUCCCCGAUCCUUACAUUCUCACACGCAAUCCUCCCCUGCUUCCUUCUUCGAACAACAACAAUUCCAAUCGCAUCUCCAUCAAGGUAAUAAUAAUAAUAAUAAAGUGGAAUCUGAACUCCGAAAAUGUGGCACGACUCUGAAAUCCAAACGAAACCCAUUUGAAGAAGAUGAAGAAAGAGAUGAAAAUCAACCAUUACUAUCUCCUGAGAAAGUACCUAAACAAUCAUCAAUUGAUGCGAAUCUUCAUUCAAGCAUGAAUUACUUUGGUAGUUUUACAUUCAAAGAAAUAAAUGCAUCUAUAAUAGAAUCUGAGAAUACUCGAGUUAUCACUUCUGUUGCAAUAGCUGUUCUUAUAGUAUUCUCCAACAUCAAUCUUCCUCGUCAUGUUGUGGUCAGAUCGAGAAGCACCAUUGCUUCAAAGCCUCUUUAUAUCUUAAUGCUGAUUGAUGUAACUAUUAUUCUGAUACAAUUGUUGGAGAAACAAAGGAGAGGACAUGAAGAGGUUGAAGAUAAGAAAAAGGUUUCACAGGAACAUGAAAAUUUGGAUGGUGCUUUGAGGAUUUUGGAGAUGGGUCUUGUCUUGUAUCAGACUGUAAGAGGAUUGUUCAUAGAUUGCAGUUUCUAUUUGGUCAUUGUCAUUUGUGGCCUUUCUUUAAUCUAACAUUUCAUCUUUUAUCGUACGAUGAUUCUUUCUUUUGAAUUUAGAAAGUUAACACGAAUACACCACCUUAUUUGUUUGUUCAUUGUUUUCUUUCUGAUUGAUUUAAAAUUUCUUUUGUUCUUGUUAUACUCUUGUACUUGAAUGAAGAACUUUGUAUAAAAUAGCUUGUGGCUACUA